AUCACUUCCUGUAAACAAAACAACGGCAGCUGUCAGCGGAGUCUGGGGGUUUCGGUAUUUUCGAGCAAUUUUUCCGUCGACGUUUAUCUAUUCCGAUCAUGGCCCAGACCGGGGUAGUUUUGGACAAGGACCAAUUUAACUGCUCAAUAUGUCUGGACGUGCUCAGGGACCCCGUAACCAUCCCAUGUGGGCACAGCUACUGCUCGGUGUGUAUCCAAAACUACUGGGACCAGGACGACUACUUGGGGAUUUUCGCUUGUCCCCAGUGUAGGCAGAACUUCACCCCGAGGCCUGUUUUAGCUAGAAACACUAUGCUAGCAGAUGUUGUGGAGAAAUUUAAAAAUACUAGACUCCAAGAUGCACCUUCUGUUGCUGCUGCUUUGCCUUCAAACCAGAUGAUCGCAGAAGCAGGAGCAGGGGACGUAGCGUGCGAUGUUUGUACGGGGAGGAAAAACAAAGCAGUCAAGUCGUGUCUGGUUUGUCUGGCCUCGUACUGCGAUCAUCACCUGAAGCCUCAUUACGACUCAGCGGCCUUUAAGAAGCACAAGUUGGUUUCUGCGACCCAAAAUCUCCAAGAGACUAUUUGCCCCAAACACGAUAAGUUACUGGAAGUCUACUGCCGCACGGAGAGACAGUGCAUCUGCUACCUCUGUCUCACGGAUGAGCACAAGGGACACGACACGGUGCUGCUUGAGGCGGAGAUACAAGACAAACAGAGGCAGCUUGGUGAAAUGAGACAAAACUCACAGCUUAAAAUACAACAAAAAGAAAGAGAGGUUCAUGAACUAAAGCAGGCCAUUUUCUCUCUCACUCGUUCUUCCCGUGCAGCUGUAGAGGAGACGGACCACGUUUUCACAGAACUGAUCCGGUCGAUUGAGUUAAAGCGUUUUGAAGUGAGAGAGUUGAUCAAAGCUCAGGAGAAGACUGCGGUCAGUCAGGCCGAGCAGCUCCUGGACAAGAUUCAGAAAGAGAUCACUGAACUGAAGAAAACUGAAGCAGAGCUGGACACACUGUCACAAACCGACGACCACAUCAACUUUUUGCAGAGCUGUCAAUCUUUGGCCCCUCCCCCUGACCUCUCGGUGUUACCUCCGAUCGCCUCUGACCCAAGCCUUACCUUUGGUCCAGUGAUGACCGCAGUGUCUGACUUCAAGGGACUGCUGCAGGAAGUCUGCCAGGGCGGGUUUGUCAGCAUCUAUGAAAAAGUGAGAGAUGUGGUGAUUGUGGGUCCAGUGAGUGUAGUAGAGCCGCUCGACACAGCUCAGCCCAUUGUUGUGGAGGACACAGCAACAGAACAAGCACAAGCCAUGAAUCUUCCAGUUGGUUUAGAGCAGCACCCAGUGAACCCCCUCAACCCUUUUCUCAACCCAGGACCAACUGUGUCAAAUUUUGUCUUCAGUACACAUGGCUCUGUCAAACUUUCCCUUGGAGCCAGGCAGAGACACCAGCGCCGGAGCCAUUCAAGGAGAAAAUAGACAUUAUAAUAAACAUUUUUAUUAUUACCGGUACUUUCUUUUUAAUCAGCGCACUGACACAUGUGCUAGAUAUACAUCACAAUUUUGUUUACUCCCAUUGCAUUUUUGGUUUUAAGCAGAAGAAACUGAGCCUCCAUCACAUUUUGACAGUAUCACCUCUGCCUUAAGUAUUUUGGUUUUAGUAUGCAAUAGUUUAUUAUUAUUUUAAAUUCAUAUCAGUUUAUCAUCGAUUUGUAUUUAUUUUGUGACUGGCAUUAAAACAGCAAAAUGUGUGAAAGUUAAUGCUUACUGCGUCAUUUAUCCGAGUAUCCCCAUGCAUGUUUUUGGACAGAGGAACUUGGACAAAGUGAGUUGGUAUGAAAACUUUUUAAUCAAAGCGCACCAUUUGUCUGUUCCCUCGUUGAUGAGAUUUAUAAAACGUUAUAACUUGUCUCUCCAUGUGGCAGCCUCUUGCAGCGAUAGUAAAACUGUUGAGUUGUGA
Messenger RNA from Periophthalmus magnuspinnatus, 1956 nucleotides. It is a transcript of the gene ftr67, whose product is annotated as finTRIM family, member 67. Lineage: Eukaryota; Metazoa; Chordata; Actinopteri; Gobiiformes; Gobiidae. The transcript is spliced from 7 exons. The record is from RefSeq and is a predicted model, not a curated record. Bases 99 to 1475 code for a protein of 458 amino acids. Gene Ontology annotation, molecular function: zinc ion binding.